Messenger RNA from Pogona vitticeps (central bearded dragon), 4964 nucleotides. RefSeq names its product phosphodiesterase 4A (gene PDE4A). Lineage: Eukaryota; Metazoa; Chordata; Lepidosauria; Squamata; Agamidae. The record is from RefSeq and is a predicted model, not a curated record. Gene Ontology annotation, molecular function: 3',5'-cyclic-nucleotide phosphodiesterase activity. Gene Ontology annotation, biological process: signal transduction.
GAAAGAAAAAAAAAACUAAACCCUCCAGCCGGCAUGGACGCUGAGAGAUUCUAGGAGCUCAAGGGUGAAAAAGUAACUUUUCCAAGCUCACUCUUCCACCACUUACAAGAGGAUCUGCUGAGGGGGCCGUCAGCUGGUCAAGCCGCUCGCCGGAAACCCAGCCUCUCCCUUGCUUACACUGCCUGCAAGUUGCAUGACUAGCUGUGCUGACGGGGAGUGCCUAGAGAUCUAGAUAAGUGUUUUAUGAUUAGCCUUAAACGACAUACCAGAGGAAGGGACGUCUGGCACAAACAGUCGAAGGCUAGCUCUUUCUGUCCUUGGCUCUUCUAGGCUGCUGCUCCCACUGUUGAGACGUUUGUAAGCUGGUUGGGACUGUUUGAUGUUGGUGCAGAGGGUCUCUCUCUGUGCUUUCAGGACUCCCCCCUCCACUCCCUUGGGGAGAGAACCAACCUGGUGAGAUCGCCAGAGAAUCAGUGGACACUGUGCAGAGACAUCAGCAGGAAGGAGGCGUGUGUGGGCUGCAGCUGACAACCUGGAAUUUGGGCGCAGGGAAGGAGGGAGCUCUGCAGGCAGAGAGGCAGCCGGAAUCUUGUGUGGUGCUUGAGGCAUACAACAACCUGCAGAGCCCCUCUCUCGUCCGCCUCACCACCACUACCUCUCACCUUCCACCAACCUGGCGUGCACCGAACAGGCUAGGAUGUUGCCUCCCGCUCUUCCGGCUCCCACAGGCGCCAGCUCUCAAAAGAACUGGGAAGGAGUCUGAAUUUUCCUCCGGACAGUCAGACAGAACAAGAGAAUCAGGGAGGCUGGCAGGGCUCCUCUGCCACACAGACUUACCUGCGUUGAUGCCCUCUUUGGGUUACUAAAAAGCCAGCGGCACUCCUGUAGCAUUCCCACGACUACCACCACAACCACUGCAACAACCCCCACCCCCGGCGUCAGUCCAAACUAUGACCUGCUAUUGGAGCCCUUUCCCUCACCCUCAGUGAGAGGCUGGGCAAUGGAUCUCACGAAACCUUGUGGAAGACCGAGAGCUAUGUCUAUGGAAAAAUCGUCCCACUUGCCUAGCAUUCCUGAGAUAGACACAGCUGACAAUCUCGAGGAUGAUGAGGCCUUCUUGCCCAAUGACUCCAGUAGUUCCCAGAUGCCAGCCAGGCAGAAUUUCUCCUCCUCUUCCUCCUCCUCCUCCUGCUCCUCCAGGUCACCCCACUCUCCUGUCUCGUUUGCUGUUCACUCCCCGACCUACCUCAUGAAGCUCAAGGUCAACAGGAGCAUCCAGGAUUUCGCUCGGAGAGCCAGGGGUUACUCAGGCUUUGAGGUGGAGAAUGGCCCAUCACCUGGACGCAGCCCACUGGAUUCCCAGGCCAGCCCAGGCCUGGUGCUUCACCCCAGCUUCCCACAGAGCCAGAGGCGCGAGUCCUUCCUAUACCGUUCGGACAGUGACUAUGACAUGUCACCAAAGACCAUGUCACGCAACUCCUCCAUUGCCAGUGAAGCGCACGCUGAAGACCUGAUAGUUACGCCAUUUGCCCAGGUCCUGGCAAGCUUGAGGAGCGUGCGUAAUAAUUUCUCCAUCCUGGCCAAUGUGCCCACUCCAACAUCUAAUAAGAGGUCACCCAUGGGCAGCCAGCCAAGCGUUUGCAAAGCCACCCUUUCAGAGGAGACAUACCAGCAGAUGGCCAGAGAGACCUUGGAAGAGCUUGACUGGUGCCUUGAUCAGCUGGAGACCAUCCAGACCUACCGCUCUGUCAGUGAGAUGGCAUCCAACAAGUUCAAAAGAAUGCUGAACCGUGAACUAACCCACCUCUCUGAAAUGAGCCGCUCUGGAAACCAGGUCUCUGAAUACAUUUCCAACACCUUCUUAGACAAGCAGAAUGAUGUGGAGAUCCCAUCCCCAACACAGAAAGAGCGGGAGAAGAAGAAGCGGCAGCAACCCAUGUGCCAGAUCAGUGGGGUCAAGAAACUCAUGCAUAGUUCCAGCCUGACCAAUUCCAGCAUUCCCCGCUUUGGGGUCAAAACUGACCAGGAAGAGCUGCUCAGUAAGGAACUGGAAUACCUGAACAAAUGGGGCCUUAAUAUUUUCCGGGUUGCUGAGUACUCUGUCAAUCGGUCGCUCAGCUGCAUCAUGUAUACGAUAUUCCAGGAAAGGGACUUGCUGAAAACUUUCAAGAUCCCCGUGGACACAUUAGUCACUUACAUCAUGACGCUAGAAGACCACUACCAUGCCGACGUGGCCUACCACAACAGCCUCCACGCUGCUGACGUCACACAGUCCACCCAUGUCCUCCUGUCCACGCCAGCCCUGGAUGCUGUCUUUACUGAUCUGGAGAUCCUGGCUGCAAUAUUUGCUGCUGCCAUUCACGACGUGGACCACCCUGGUGUCUCCAACCAGUUCUUGAUCAACACUAAUUCAGAGCUGGCGCUCAUGUACAACGAUGAGUCUGUGCUGGAGAACCAUCACCUGGCCGUGGGGUUCAAGCUGCUGCAGGAAGAGAACUGCGACAUCUUCCAGAACCUGACCAAGCGGCAGCGACAGACCUUGCGCAAGAUGGUUAUCGACAUGGUCCUGGCUACUGACAUGUCCAAACAUAUGAGUCUGUUGGCUGACCUGAAGACCAUGGUGGAAACCAAGAAGGUGACCAGCUCAGGGGUCCUACUGCUGGACAACUAUACUGACAGAAUACAGGUCCUGCGGAACAUGGUCCACUGUGCGGACUUGAGCAACCCCACCAAGCCUCUGGAGCUCUACCGGCAAUGGACAGACCGGAUCAUGGAGGAAUUCUUCAGGCAGGGUGACAAAGAACGGGAGCGGGGCAUGGAGAUCAGCCCCAUGUGCGACAAGCACACAGCCUCCGUGGAGAAGUCGCAGGUGGGAUUCAUUGACUACAUCGUACACCCGCUGUGGGAGACAUGGGCAGACCUGGUCCAUCCUGACGCACAAGAAAUUUUGGAUACCCUUGAGGACAACAGGGACUGGUACCACAGCAUGAUCCCCCAGAGCCCCUCCCCGCCUCCAGACGACGCAGAGAAGGAUGACGAAGCCUGCCUAGAGAAGUUCCAGUUUGAACUGACCUUGGAGGAGGAGGGUGAGGACUCGGAGCAGUCCGACAAGGACCACAGCAGCCCCGGUGACAACAGCUACUAUACAGCCGUGGAGGAGCCCCCGCAUGAGUCCCCAGAAGGGCAAGACAGACUGGCAGACGACACAGUGAAUGACACGUCCCCUGGCGCGUCAUGACUGUGGGGAAAGGGACCGGGGGGGGGGGAAGAAGCAAAACCACACGUACAACACACUUACGCGGAAGUUUUCACGAGGGAGGGGUGGGGAUAAAAGAAAAGAAGAAAAACUCAUUUUUUAUUUUUAUUGUAUUUUUUAUAAAAAGAAAAUCAACAACAAAAAAAGAGGGUUGGGGUGGGAAAAUUACACACAGCAACUGUAGAACCAGGCUGGCCCAGCAGGGGGCAGAAGCCUGCUGCUGCCGUGACCAGCCCGAGCACUCCAGAAAUAAUCUUUACCAUUAAUUUGCUUCCCUCCCCCUCCCUCCCCCUCCCUCCCUUUUCGUGUGGCUGGGUGGUCGUUCUGUUUUUUUUAUUAUUUUAUUUUGUUAAAUUUUAAAAGACUGGUGUAACCAGAAACAGGAGGAGGAGGGUGUCGGCAUGAAGCAUGUGUGUUGUAGUGGCAGAAGAAAAUCAGAUGGAUUUUUUAAAAAAUAAAUAGUAUUUAAAGCCAUUUGUAGUCAAGCAAAGCAGAAACAGCUGGACUUUAACACAAGAAGCUAGUGACAAUUUAAACCCCUGUGUUCAUACUGCUCCCUAGCUCUGGAGAUAACCCCUCCAGUUUUGGCUCGUAGACUGGUGCCUUUGUGACUGGUUUGGAAUCACUGGUCCUCCAGGUGUUGGUGAGAUCGCGCCUCUCAUCAUCCUUGACCACACUCCUUAUAGUAGCUGAGGCUGAUGAGGGUUAGAAUCCCAUUGCAUUUGAAGGUUCUCAGAUCCCCCACUUCUGCUUUAUUCCUUUGCCUAUCACAGCAUAGCCCUCCUGGAUGGAAAACAAGGCGUUCAAAGUUAGGAAAUGGUGGGUAGGUUGUUUAAUUUUGAUUUUUUAAAAGUUAUUUUUCGAAGGUAGCCCUAAUUUAUUUUUGUGCGUUUACAUAGAUUUGAUUUUAUUAUGGACUGAUGAGAAGAAAAGACUUUGCCUUUUUAUUCUGUUUUGUUCCUUCUUUCUGGAGCAGAAAUAUUUUUUUAAUACAGUUCGCAGGUGGGGAGGUGGGUUUCCCCCCCUUUUUUUUCUUUUUUUCUUUUUGCCUAUGAUGCCAUAUAAUUCUUCCAGAAGCAAGUGGAAGAAGACAUUACUUUCAAGCAAAACAGAAAACAAAAGGGAACAAGAUUUUUUUUAAAAAAAGCAAAACAUUUUGUCUGAGUUUCCAAAUAGCCAAGUCUUCCUCCGCUCAUCGUUUUGCACACAAAAAGGCAAUACAGCCACGAUGGCAUGGGUAGAAGGGGACAACUUGCUGAGACAGCUCCAGCCGGGGGGGGGGGCAGGUCCUCAGAUGCCAGGAUUUCUCUCCCAAGGAUGGGAAAGGGAGCAGCAGACAUGAGGAGAGGAAAGAACGGGGUGGGCUUGCAGCCUCCUUCACAGCCCAAAAGGCAAUGAAAAUGGCACUAAUUGUUUUUUUAGCACUAAUUUGCAAGUUACGUUCUUCAUCCGUGUCUCAAUGCAUCUGGCUUGUUAGUUGACAAAUACUUGAACUGCAGUAAGUCAUAAUUUCCUCUUGCAUGUCACAGGUUUUUGUCAACUAGACAAGGCACGUGUAUUCAUGUGCACAUAGACACACGCCAUGUCCACGCACAGGAAUUUUUCCACUGAAACAAGCAGAUUCUGUACAAACAAACCCCCCAAGUCUCUGUUUCUGUGCAAUGUGUUAUAAUGUGGCUGGAACACAUAGAUUGAUUUAUCAAGUUGA